This is a messenger RNA of Belonocnema kinseyi, 2072 nucleotides long. Its product is annotated as FGGY carbohydrate kinase domain-containing protein. Gene Ontology annotation, molecular function: kinase activity; phosphotransferase activity, alcohol group as acceptor. The transcript is spliced from 10 exons. The coding region runs from base 335 to 1969 and encodes 544 amino acids. Gene Ontology annotation, biological process: carbohydrate metabolic process. NCBI's taxonomy places the organism in Eukaryota, Metazoa, Arthropoda, Insecta, Hymenoptera, Cynipidae. The record is from RefSeq and is a predicted model, not a curated record.
GUGCCGAGUGUCGGGGAAAAAUGCGUGACCUUUCUAUUCUGUUAUAUACGAAUAAACGAAAUUUAGAAUUGGAACUUAUGUUGGAAAAAGUAUGAGAGAUGUGGGGAACUGAAAUUUAUCAAAUGGAAUGCUCCACGUUCACAAAUAAGUGGAAUAAUCGGGCUCAUUAGGUCACUGAGUAGAUUACUAAAGUUUAUUUUGUCCCAUAUGCCUUUUUUUAUGAGGAAACAAAAUAGAACAAAAAACGAAAAGCUCAUUCCUCUUAUCUCCUGAUGUUAUCCGGCGGUCAGCGAAAUAGCUCUUGCUGCUGAAAGUUACAUUUCAUUUUAUAAUUAUGACUGAGGAAUAUUUUGUCGGUGUAGAUGUUGGAACAGGUAGCGUUCGGGCAGCCCUUAUUUCUAAGGACGGAAAAACAAUCUCCUUGGCUAACAAUCCUAUUCAAACUUAUAAACCACGGGAUCAAUUCUAUGAACAAUCGUCUAACAAUAUCUGGAUGGCUUUGUGUUACGCCGUUAAAAAAGUCGUCGCUAGUGUUCCAAAGGAAAGUAUUAAGGGAAUUGGAUUUGCUGCUACGUGUUCUUUGGUAGUUAUAGAUAAAGAUGAAUCGCCAGUUACAGUCAGUCCAUCUGGUAAUGAUGAACAGAAUAUUAUACUCUGGAUGGACCACAGAGCAGAGUUGGAGGCAGAAUUAAUCAACUCAACAAAUCACAAAGUACUCAAAUAUGUAGGAGGUAAAAUAUCCUUAGAAAUGCAAGCACCGAAAAUGAUUUGGCUGAAAAAUCACAUGCCUGGUUCCUGGGCCCGCGCUAAACUUCUUUUCGAUCUUCCCGAUUUUCUCACAUGGAAGGCAACUGGUUCAGAAUCUCGAUCUUUAUGCUCUUUAGUCUGUAAGUGGAAUUAUGUCGCCAGUCCUAAAGAGAAUGGUUGGAAUUCCGAUUUCUUCGACACGAUUGGUUUAUCUGAUUUGAAAGAAAAUAACUGGAAACGAAUAGGUUCAGUCAUCAAAGCUCCCGGAGAACCUGUCGGUUCCGGCUUAUCAAAACAAGCAGCAGCAGAAUUAAAUUUACUCCAAGGAACACCAGUUGGAACUUCAGUUAUCGAUGCUCAUGCUGGUGGAUUAGGAAUGCUGGGUUGUGAUUCUCCAGAUCUGUCCACUGAAUUGACAAGCAGACUAGGAUUAAUCUGCGGCACCUCAACAUGUCACAUGGCUGUUAGUCAAAAAGAGAUUUUCAUUGAUGGUGUAUGGGGUCCUUACUACAGUGCUAUGUUUCCUGGAUUGUGGCUUAGUGAAGGUGGUCAGAGUGCAACUGGAAAAUUGAUAGAUCAUAUCAUCGAUACUCAUCCUGCGACUUUUGAAAUUUACGGGAAACUAGAAGAAAAAUGGCACAUCCAACAAUAUUUACAUAAUCUCUUAAAAACAAUGGCCAGGAAGGAAAAUCUCUUGAAUGAAUCCUACUUGACAAAGGAUCUCCAUGUGUGGCCAGAUUUCCAUGGAAAUCGAUCUCCUCUUGCAGAUCCGACUUUACGCGGAAUGAUAUCGGGACUUUCUCUAUCCUCUGAUGAGGAAAGUUUAGCAAAACUGUAUUUAGCGACUCUGCAGGCCAUAACUUAUGGAACAAAACAUAUCAUUGAGGCCUUGACUUUAGCAGGACACAAGAUAGAAGUAGUUUUAAUCUGUGGUGGUUUAAGUCGCAGUGAAUUAUUUGUACAGACUCAGGCUGACGUUUUAGGAUUGCCUGUUUUGAUUCCGGCCGAAAAGGAACCAGUUAUGCUCGGUGCUGCAAUUUUGGGUGCUUCCGCUGGGAAAUAUUCCUCUAUUCAAAGCGCUAUUAAAGCUAUGAAAAGUUUGUCCAAUAUUGUAAAACCUAAAGCUGAAUCUUACCCAUUCCACUCUCAAAAGUAUAGAGUUUUUAAAAAAAUGGUUGAAGAUCAGAAAAGUUAUAAAAGACUAAUGGACCAAGAUCUUUAACGGGAAAGCACCCUAGACUUAAAAAAACCCCAUGCAUUCUUAAUAGGAUGAAUUAAUUCCAACUACACAGUAUAAAAUGAAAAUAUAUAUUUUUUUAUUCAAA